Molecule: messenger RNA, 922 nt
Organism: Carassius carassius (crucian carp)
Lineage: Eukaryota; Metazoa; Chordata; Actinopteri; Cypriniformes; Cyprinidae
Gene: rab43
Product: RAB43, member RAS oncogene family
Exons: 3
Coding region: 258-884 (208 amino acids)
Cellular component (GO): trans-Golgi network
Molecular function (GO): GTP binding; GTPase activity
Source: RefSeq, a predicted model, not a curated record
GUCACAAUUCUAUCUACAGAGUCUCUGUUUCGCUUGUCACAAAGUAACCGUUAUAGUUUAUCAGGCGAUAAAGAGGCGAAGAUGUUUAAUGUCUAGAGCAGUGAGUAUCUUCUCGUUCUGUCAGGCGCCGCGCGGAGACACCUAAAACAGCGCCGCGGGUGCGCGCGAGCUCUUCCGCGUUGGCGAGCGUCCACGCGAAACAACCGUAGGCAGCGAUUAUCGGUUUAUAGGCGAACACGCGCUGCACGGCUGACGGCAUGUCACUGCUGGACUCUGACGACAGCUACGAUUUAGUCUUCAAAAUCGUUCUUGUUGGAGAUGUCGGUGUCGGCAAAACGUGUGUGGUGCAGCGCUUCAAGAGCGGUAUAUUCAUCGAGAAACAGGGGAACACGAUCGGUGUGGAUUUCACCAUGAAGACGCUGGAGAUCCACGGGAAGAGGGUUAAGUUACAGAUUUGGGAUACAGCUGGACAGGAGCGGUUUCGCACGAUCACACAGAGUUACUACCGCAGCGCCAAUGGUGCCAUCAUCACUUACGACAUCACAAAGAGAGCCUCUUUCAUGUCUGUGCCCAAGUGGAUGGAGGAUGUGAAGAAAUAUGGCGGUUCCAACAUUGUUCCUCUGUUAAUUGGUAAUAAAUCAGACUUGACCGACUUGCGUGAAGUUUCAUUUGAAGAUGCACAGACCGUGGCUCAUCAGCUGGAUUUUGUCAGUGCCAUCGAGACUUCAGCCAAGGACUCCAGCAAUGUGGAAGAGGCAUUUAACCAAAUGGCCAGUGAGCUCAUUCUCAGACAUGGCGGGCCCAUGUUCACUGAAAAUGUAACAGACAGCUUUAAACUCAGCAGCAAGGAUGUGACCAACGAGGGCUGGGGAUGUGGGUGUUGAUGACUGUUCAGAAGGCAAUAAAGAGCUUUGGUUCUCAC